AUGAUCAAGAUGAAGACGCUCACCCAGGAGAAGAUCUUGAGGAACCUCAAGACGCGCUACAUCCAAAAUCUGAUCUACACAAACACUGGUUCGAUUCUGGUGUCGGUCAAUCCGUUCAAGCAGCUGCCCAUCUACACGAAGAAGGCGGUCAAGCUCUACAUCGGGAAGUCGAUCAUCGCCCCCGAACUGAGGCCUCCUCCCCAUAUCUUCGCCACGGCCGAAGCCUGCUACUAUCAGAUGCGCGAGUCCCUGCGGAACCAGUCCGUCGUGAUCAGUGGCGAGUCCGGUUCGGGCAAAACGGAGGCGACGAAGCUCAUCCUGCAGUUCCUCGCCGCACGUACCAGCCAGCACUCGGAGGUCGAGCAGAAGAUCCUCGAGUCUUCGCCCCUUCUCGAGGCCUUUGGUAACGCCAAGACGGUCAGGAACAACAACUCCUCGCGCUUCUCUCGAUUGGUCUACCAAGCGCCCGAGGAGCGUAACUACCACAUUUUCUACCAGCUGCUUGCUGGCGCGAGCCCCGAGGAGAGGGAGAGAUACAAGCUCAAGGACCUCUCCUCCUACUGGUACCUUUCGCAGAGCGGCUGUACCUCGGUGGACGAAUUCGACGACUCCAAGAUGUUUAAGCGGAUCAAGAUUGCCAUGUCCUCGCUGGAGAUCUCGCAGGAACUGCAGUGCACCGUCUUCAGCGUGCUGUCCGGCAUCCUGCGUCUCGGCAACAUCCAGUUCAAGGCCGAUGGCGAUGGCUCGUUGGUCGCCAACAGAGAAGAGGUCUCGGCUGCGGCUGCGCUGUUUGGAAUCAACGCGAACGAGCUGGACAAGACGCUCAUCAUCCGCACCAUGCACAUCCGUGGCCAGACCAUCGAGAUCAAGAUGAAGCCGAGCGAGGCCAUCGACACCAGGGACGCGCUGGCCAAGGCCAUCUACGCCCGGCUGUUCGAUUGGCUGGUGACCCAGAUCAACAAGGCCAUCCUCAAGGAGGACAUCUGCAGCUCCAUCGGCGUGUUGGACAUCUUCGGUUUCGAAAACUUUAAGGUGAACAGCUUCGAGCAGUUUUGCAUCAACUUCGCCAACGAAAAGCUGCAGCAAUUUUUCAACUUGACCAUCUUCAAGCUGGAGCAAGAGGAGUACAAUGCGGAGAAGAUAAACUGGGACUCGAUCACGUUCGAGGACAACCAGGACUGCCUGGACCUCAUCGAGGGCAGACCGCUCGGCAUUCUCUCCCUUCUCGACGAAGAAGUCCGGUUCCCCAAGGCCUCCGACCAGACGCUGCUGGAGAAGCUCAACACCAACCACAAGGCCUCCAAGAAGUACGACGUGCACCUGCGAUCGAAGACCACCUUCUCCGUGCGCCACUACGCCGGCGAGGUGUCGUACCUGGUCACUGGCUUCCUGGACAAGAACAAGGACACCCUGCAGGAGGACAUCGUGUCCAUGUUGAAGAAGAGCUCCAUCAAGAUCCUGGUCGAUCUCUUCACCGACGAGCCCGAGCCCGAGGUCGAGGCCACCAACAGAGGCCGAGGCCGCACGAGCACCGGCCUAGCGGCUUCGGCGCCCCCGGGUCCCUCCGGCCAACGGCUCUCGAUCGGCCCUAGCGGCAGCCUGGGUGGUUCAUCGACGAUGAGGAAGGGUCCGCCCACGGUGGGCGCCAAGUUCAGGCGCCAGCUGGGCGAGCUGAUGGCCACGCUCUCCGCCACGCAGCCGCACUACGUUCGUUGCAUCAAGCCCAACACACUCAAAGUGUGCGAUAACUUCGAUGACGACAUGGUCCUGGCCCAGCUGCGGUACUCGGGUAUGUUGGAGACGAUCAGGAUUCGAUCCUACGGUUAUCCCUUCCGCUACGCGCUCCCCGAGUUCUGCGAGCGCUACAAAGUUGUGGUCAGUUACACCCAACGCAUGACCGACUCAGCGAGCAGGGACGAGAUGGUGCAGUUCGCCAGGCAGAUCCUCAAUAAGGUGACCCUCCCCGGCUUCUCGGGCAAGCCGGAGGACCUCUGGCAGAUCGGCAUGACCAAGGUCUUCCUCAAGGAAUCUCAGAACAACGCUCUCGAGUUGUUGCGCAACCAGUGCAUCACGUCGCGCGUGGUCUCCAUUCAGUCGUGGUGGCGUAUGAUUGUCGUGCGCAACUACUACCUCCAGUACCGUAUCUCCGUCAUCGUGGCCCAGACCGUGGCUCGACGCUGGAGCGCGCGCAGGCGCUUCCUGAGUCUGAGGUCGGCCACGGUGCUGCUCCAGUCGUUCACGCGGAUGAAGAUCGCCCGCAAGGCCUUCCUGAUCGCGCUCCAGAAGAAGCGCGAGGAGGAGGAGCGCAAGCGCCGGGAGGAGGAGGAGAGGCGGCGUCGGGAGGAGGAGGAGCGUAAGCGCCGGGAGGAGGAGGAGCGCAUCCGGCUCGAGGAAGAGCGCAAGCGCAAGGAGGAGGAGGCCCGGCAGCGCGAGGAGCUGCUAGCCAAGAUGGCCAAGGAGGAGCGCCUGAAGCUGCUGGCCGAGGAGGAGGAGGCCCGCAAGCGCGCGGAGGAGGAGGCCCGCCGGGCCGAGCAGGCGCGGCUCGACGAGGAGGAGGCCCAGCGCCGGGCCGCCGCCGAGGCCGAGGAGCGCCUCAAGAACCCGCCCGUGGAGUCCGCCGCCUUGCCGCCCCUGCCCCGCGACGUGGCCACGCUGGCCGUAGCGUCCAACAACCUGCUCCACCCGGACCGCUCGCCGCGCCGCGGCUCGUUCAGCGACUUUGAGAGCUCCGGCGCCGGCAGCCCCAGCAACCGGCGGGGCUCCCUGAUCGGCAGCGACCCCGAGAGGAGGAAGGGCUCCUUCAUCGGCAGCGACUCCGAAAAGCGGAAGAAGAAGGCCAAGAAGGACAAGGGCAAGGGCAAGGAGAAGGAGGGCCUCGAGGGACGGAAGCGAGGCCGCUCUUUCAAGGACUCGGACAACGAAGUCGGAGGGUCGUCGGAUGGUGAGGCGGCGUCGCCGGUCUCCAUGCGCCGGCGCAUCGACACGCUGCGCAAGUCCUUCAUCCUCAUUCCCAAGCGCACCUCCGGCACGCAACCCAUGCAGUUCCGACCCGAGCUCGUGCUCAAUAAGAAGGAACCGGGCAAGAUCCUCAACGACCGCUCGGAGAUCGCGCAGCACCUGUUCAUCGACUACGCCACGCAGCAUUUCCAGACCCAGAGCGCGAAGCGUCGUUUCACCAUCAGGAAGAAGCAGUCGCCUUCGCUGAGCCAGCUGGUGUCCUACCAAAAGGCACGCGCCACCCCUUCAGGCCCACUGCUCAAAGCGGAUGAUACGCUGCACCCCUACACGGAUGCCAAAAUGCGCACGGAGGCCCUCCACAUCUUCAAGAAGCUCACAGCCUACAUGGACACCAAGACCGACAAGGGCUACGCCGCCCUGCGCGAUAUCUUCGUCUACGGCCUGCGCCACUUUGAUCUGCGCGACGAGAUCUUCUGCCUGCUCAUGAAGCAGAUCGCCAACAAUCCCGACCGGAUGAGCACCACGCGAGGCUGGGAGGCGAUGGCGGCCUGCUGUGGCCUGUUCUCGCCCACGGCCAAGCUGCUCAAGGUGGUGACCGCCUACCUCAUGCUGGCCGAGAACACCCCCGGGUUCGAGGACUGCGCCAAGUACUCGCUCCUCAAGCUGCGCCGCCUGAUCGUCGACGUCUUCGCGCGCCCGCGCACGUUCCCUCCCUCCACCGUCGAGUUGGACGCUAACAGGGCGCUGAAACCGAUGGAGGUCACGGUGCACAUGCUGGACGGGGCCACGUGCCAGGUCGAGAUUGAUCCGAUGUCGAGCGCCUGCGAGGUGUUCUCCAUGGUCUGCUUCAAGAUCCACCUGGACGACCCGACCGAGUUCGCCCUCUACGAGACCUACGACAAGUGGAAUCUUGAGCGGAGCAUGACACCGCUGGAGUACAUUUCGGACAUCUUGGCCAAGGCCGAGCGCUUCCUGGAGCAGAACAAGGGCAAGUGGGAGGACUUCAGGCUGGUCUUCAAGAAGAAGCUGCAUCUCGACCCGACCUACGUCUCCGAGGACUCUGUAGAGAACACGCUCGACUACUACCAGUUCGUGGGUGCCAUCCGAAAGGGUCAAGUACCCUGCAGCGACACGGAGCUCUUGGUCCAGAUGCUCGCUCUUUCAAUUCACGCAGAGCACGGCGAGGACUUCGAUUGGGGCGUACCCAACAUCAAGCAAUUGGUGAUGGGAAUGAUCCCCGCGCACGAGCACAGCAAGAGGACGGAGGACGAGUGGGUCGAGGCCAUCAAGACCGAAUACGUCGAGUGCGCCAAGAAGGCCAAGUUCAACAGCAAGCCGGAGGCCAUGGCCGCCUGCCUCCGCCUCGCCACCAACUUGCCCCUGUACGGUCACUCCGUUUUCCCCGUCAAGCCUUCCAACCCGGAGCAGUUUGGAUUCGCCCUCAACGAGUCCACCUCCAUGGACAUGGUAAUCGGGAUUGGUGGCAUUCGGAUGUUGAACAAGGACACGCACAUGCCCGUCAGCUCGGUCUUUGCGGCGAGCAUCUACUUCAACCAGAUCACCGAAUACGGCUACACGAGCAAGGGCGUGAGGCUGGUGGUCGACGAAGGCGAUGGCGGCACGCACAGGUCUCUCGAGGUGAUCACACAAUCGGGUAUCGAGAUCGUGUCCGUAAUUGAGGACUAUGUAUACUAUUUGCGGGAGGAUUCCACGCACGCCAAGGCGCUCUCCGACUAUGAGGUCACCGACGACCGGUUGCUCGGCUUCAAGAAGGACGAAAUCAUCAGCGUCACCAAGAAGGACGCCAACGGCUGGUGGACCGGUGAGGUGAACGGACAGAGCGGUCUCUUCCCGGCCAACAUGGUCGAGAUCCUGAUCCUGCCGCCAGAUUCCAAGCCCCAGUACGACGUCUCCAAGUCCGGCAGCAUUCGGUUGCGACAGAAGGUGGGGUCGACGUCGGCCGGUAGCGGGGCGUCGGGCGCCGCGGCGGGCAACGGCGAGGCGGACAUCUUCGCGUCGGUCACCGGGACCACGAUCUCGCGGCCCGGCGGCGCGCUCAUCGCACUGGGCAUGGGCAUCGGCAGCGCCGCGGGCAAGGCGGGCGCCUCCAAUUCCAACUCGAUGACCCGCGUGCGGACCAACAUCCAGGCGGGCAAGACACACGCCCGCGGGGUGUUCGAGCCCGCGGUCAUGCCCACCGCCGACCCGGUCUCCCGACCCCGCGUGGUGACGGGUGGAACGGGUCCGGCGGCGUCCAAGGACGACCCCACGGCCGACUUCCCGAUGCUUCGCUUCGCGCAGGAGUACUUCAACAGCGAGCUCAUCACCGGUACGCUGCGCAAGAAGAAGAAGAUGCUGGAGAUGGAGAAGGAGAUCGCGUGGACCGGCAACCCGAUCAGCCAACCGCUGCUCAAGUCGAUCGAGCCCCAGGACUGGAAGGCGGCCAAGGAGACCUUCCUGAACAUCAUGAAGUACAUGGGUGACUUCCCGUCGACGAAAAAGUCGCUCUUGUGGCAGCUGAUGCGCCAGAUCGGCGACACCGGCAUUGAGAACGGCAAGCUGCGCGACGAGAUCUUCUGCCAGAUCAUCAAGCAGAUCACCGACAACGCGUUCGAGUCGAGCCUGUUGCACGGCUGGGAGAUCCUGGCCAUCAUGUGCGGUCUCUACCAGCCCGGCAGAGAGCUGCUGCCCUACCUUCAGGCUCUGCUGGCCAAGUUCGCGGUGGUGCCCAAGCACGUGAACGACGAUGAGCCGAGAGCCGACAUCGGCAGGCUCGCCAGGGCUGCGCUUAUCAACCUGGGCCGCAUCAAGAGGCACGGCAACCGCAAAUUCGCCACAUCGUCGUUCGAGUUCGAAUCCGUCAGGGUGGGUAAGCUGGUCGACAUCCCCGUGGGCAUGAUGGACGGCACGAUCCAGGUGGUCAAGGCCGAUAUGGCCGGCACCGUGAGGGAGCUCUUCGGGCAGCUCACCAAGGAGCUCAAGCUCAACGUCGUCUCGCCCGAGUGGAAGCUCUUCGCCCACUACGGCGAGAAGACCCCCGAGACCCGAUUCGAUGGCGAGGUGGGAGAGCCGCUGGACGAUUCGGUGAACAUCAUGGACGUGAUCGCCGGGUGGGAGAAGGAGCACCCCGACAUCCCCAUCCAGUUCUCGUUCCACCGCUACGUGCUGCUCAACAAGCGGGGCGAGCCGCGCGACCCCACCGCGACGCACCUGCUGUGCCACCAGGCCAUCGGCCAGGUCGUCACCGGCCGCCACCUGGUCUCCGAGGACGACGCUGCCCUUCUGGCCGCCAUGCAGCUCCGCAUGAAGCACGACGGCGAGAUCAACUGGGACGAAAUCGCGAGAAAGAUUCGCGAGUACAUUCCGGUGCAAUUCGUGAGCGCCAAGAGUGCCGAGAAGUGGGCGGAGGCGAUCCGUAAGCACGCCGACAAGGACAAGAGCCUCACCGCCGCCCAGGCCGAGCAGAAGUACCUCGAGGUCGUUCGACAGUGGAGCCUCUACGGCGCGUGCUGCUUCAACGCCACGAGGAUACAAGAGAACGGCAAGGUUACGGUAAUGCUCGCGGUCGACGGCAACGGUUUCCACGUCCUCUCGCCACCAGACGUGGCGCCCGUGGAGUCGUACCCGUUCAACAAGAUCGCCAACUGGGCGUCGUCGGAAACCGAGUUCGGUGUGGUCGUCGGUUCGCUCAUGAACCCCACGCGCCUCGUCUUCUACACCAACGAGGGCACGAUCCUCCACAAGGUGUUCCAGGAGCACGUGAAGGCGCUCGUCGCCCUCAAGAAGAAGACCGGAACCACGAUCGUCCAGGCCAGGCGGCUCUUCUAA
Molecule: messenger RNA, 6786 nt
Organism: Acanthamoeba castellanii str. Neff
Lineage: Eukaryota; Discosea; Longamoebia; Acanthamoebidae
Product: myosin head (motor domain) domain containing protein
Exons: 40
Coding region: 1-6786 (2261 amino acids)
Cellular component (GO): cytoskeleton; myosin complex
Molecular function (GO): ATP binding; protein binding; cytoskeletal motor activity
Source: RefSeq, a predicted model, not a curated record